CCAGAUAUUCUGCGAGCAGGAAUUUGUCAGUGGUCCCAACAAUUUCCUGUUAGCGACGGCUGGUCCCGGAAGAUUUACCUUUCUCCUGACACGUAGCAGCCGCAGCGAAGUUGGCAGGGCUCUGGGCAGAGUUAUCACACAGCACAGAGUAAGAGAUGUCGGGUUUUGACAACUUUAACACAGACUUUUACCAGUCCAGCUACAGUGUAGAUGACCAAAGCCAAGCCGGCUAUGGCUACAGCAACACUGACAACCCCUACAAUAAGCCAUAUGGUCAAUAUGAUUACUCCCAGCCCAUGGGCUACCCAUCCCCAGGAGUAAUGCAGCCCCAGCAGCCAUAUACCGGACAAAUCUUCCAGCCCGCACAGACCUACACACCAUCAGCAUCACAGUCCAUGUACAGUAACAGUUUUGAUGAUGAGCCACCACUGUUAGAAGAAUUAGGAAUCAAUUUUGACCACAUCUGGCAGAAGACUCUGACGGUUCUCCAUCCAAUGAAAGUAGCAGAUGGCAGCAUCAUGAACGAGACAGACUUGGCUGGGCCUAUGGUGUUCUGUUUGGCCUUUGGAGCAACACUUCUUCUGUCAGGUAAAAUCCAGUUUGGUUAUGUGUAUGGCAUCAGUGCGAUUGGCUGCCUUGGCAUGUACUGCCUACUCAACCUCAUGAGUAUGACAGGCGUGUCGUUUGGCUGCGUGGCCAGCGUGCUGGGAUACUGCCUCCUCCCCAUGAUCAUUCUCUCAAGUUUUGGAGUUCUCUUCUCUUUACAGGGCAUGAUGGGAAUUAUACUAACAGCAACAAUCAUUAGCUGGUGCAGUUUCUCAGCCUCAAAGAUCUUCAUCUCAGCGUUGGCCAUGGAUGGGCAGCAGCUGUUGGUUGCUUACCCAUGCGCUCUGCUUUAUGGGGUGUUCGCGCUCAUCUCAGUCUUCUAAAAACCGCAAUUCAUCAACAGUUUCAAAUAACUGUUCCCCAGUUUCUGUAAUGUCGGCCUAAUUGGCAUAAGUGUAAUUAGUGAAAUUAUUGGCUAGUAAUGCUGUUACUACAGAAAAGUGGGCGCUCCUGACUAAAUUGGUACCAGGAUUUUUUUUCUGUCUUCUUUUAUUGGCCUCCACCUUUCCCCACAUUACAACUUGACCAUUCUCAAGCUGGACUAUAUGGUGUCACACCUGACUUCUCGUCACCUUGCUCCCCUGAUAUGCGUCUUACAGGAGAAGACUGUCAACAAGCCUGCUGGGAGGGGGGGAUCUUCUGUGGACCGAGUUGAGCCUUAAAUGGUCUUGUACAGUCCUGCGAUUUUUAAGGACAUUAAGGGGAACUAAGUGUUUUGGACACAGGUGGGGAAAAAACUGCAGUUUUCAAGAAUAAAAAUGAACCCUGCAACCUAAUCUGAAUUCCGCUAAAAUCCCAUUUGUCCUGAUUUUUGUAAAAGCUUUUAUGAGCAUUUUCUGCCUCCCAUAGAUUUAGCAACAACAAGACUAAGGGAAACACCCACUUUCAUUCUGCACAGGACUACAUUAACAGCGAAGGGGUCGUCUCCUCCGCAGCAUUGCAUUUUCUUCACAACCGAAGAGCCACGAACUUUAUCGAGUGUGUUUUUGAACAGAAAGACAGCUGCUCUGCUAUAUCUAAUGUAUUUUAUUAUAUUCUUUGGAGAUUCCUUUGAGUUUGAUGCCUUUUCAGGAAGACAACAACAGUUUGCACAAAAACACUGCUCCCAAACCAAACCAGUUUGAUCAAAUGCUCAGAAUUAAUAUUGUUAGAGAUGCUGUAUGUGUCUAGGUACAGAAGUGUCUCUAUAGGUUUUCGUUCUUGUAUGUAUCCCUUUUCAUCUCUUAAAUCUUUAUUUUUAGAGACGACUCACUUAAUGCUUUGAUGUGUCAUCUGUUGUUCAUAUCUUCUCAUGCACAUUAAAGUUGUUUUUGAAGGUUG
This is a messenger RNA of Oreochromis aureus, 1926 nucleotides long. RefSeq names its product Yip1 domain family, member 5 (gene yipf5). The record is from RefSeq and is a predicted model, not a curated record. The transcript has 6 exons. NCBI's taxonomy places the organism in Eukaryota, Metazoa, Chordata, Actinopteri, Cichliformes, Cichlidae. Gene Ontology annotation, biological process: vesicle fusion with Golgi apparatus; regulation of ER to Golgi vesicle-mediated transport; endoplasmic reticulum to Golgi vesicle-mediated transport. Bases 156 to 929 code for a protein of 257 amino acids. Gene Ontology annotation, cellular component: membrane; trans-Golgi network.